Messenger RNA from Hermetia illucens (black soldier fly), 10549 nucleotides. RefSeq names its product apolipophorins (gene apolpp). The record is from RefSeq and is a predicted model, not a curated record. The transcript is spliced from 12 exons. Gene Ontology annotation, molecular function: lipid carrier activity. Gene Ontology annotation, biological process: lipid transport. Bases 312 to 10283 code for a protein of 3323 amino acids. NCBI's taxonomy places the organism in Eukaryota, Metazoa, Arthropoda, Insecta, Diptera, Stratiomyidae.
AGAGUUUCCUACGUGGAGCGUGUGUAGUUCGGUGUGUACGGUAGACGCCGGCGAUUAGACCAUAGUUAGGGUAUACCACCUUCUCUUCAUUUUCUUCUUUCUCAAAAGGAAAAAAAGAACCCCCCAUUUUCUGGGGAAAAGGAAUCUAACAGGUGAUCAUAAACGAGAUAUUCGUUUUGAAUCCUUGUUUGAAGGACUCUUUUUGGGAUAACCAUCGAAAAACUAAGAAAGUGUGAAAGUUAUUUAAAAAAAAAAUUGCAGUCAAUGGUGGUGUGAAAUUUGUUAAAAAUAAAUUAAAGAAAGAGGACAAAAUGAGAGGAACUCUAGAUCCUUGUCGGCUUAAAAAAUAUUUUCUCCGUAUUUUGGUGGUUUUACUAGUUUGUCUUGACGGAAUAAAUGCCAGUGCUUGCAAACGAGGAUGUCCAUUAUCGGAACGUGGCGUAUUCCAUUUUCGUCCUGGCUCAGUUUAUAAUUACAAUUUCGAGAGUGUUAUAACCAUAUCACUAGCAACACCAACAUCCGAAGAGACAAGCAUCAAAGUACAAGGACGUGCCAAUGUCUAUCCAGAAACGAAUUGUGGUUAUACAUUGAAACUAGAACGAGUACAAGUCAUCCAAAGCAAGGAUGGUACCAGCAAAGGUGUUACACGUAAAUUUACCGAGGGCGUGGACAAACCUGUUCAGUUUACAUUAAACAAUGGUGCAUUGGAUACCGAGAUCUGUACGGAUCCUUCCGAUACAGACUAUUCCGUCAACUUGAAACGUGCAAUAAUUUCAAUGUUCCAAAGAUCGAACAAGCCCCAUGAAACCGAUAUUUUCGGUGUAUGCCCGACAACAACAACCUCCACAGUUAAUGGAAAAGUUGAAAUUGUUACCAAAGUACGCAAUUUGAACUCUUGCAUGUAUCGCGAGGUCCUGUCCAAUGGCUUUGUAAGUGGUUUAGUAAACGAGCGGGCUGGUAUCAAAACAACCCCACUAUUAACCGGAUACUACAGUCAGGAGCAAGAAGUUAGUGAUGGUAUCAUUGAACGUGCUGAACUCCACGAGGAUUACAAAUUCGUACCACUUGCAAAUUCACAAACCGGUGCUGGAGUUCGUGCCAAAGUUCGUACUACCUUGAAACGUACUAAGACCGCUCAAGGAAAUCCACCACCACUAAAUGGAGGUGUUCCACAAAGUAUUAUCUUCCGUAAUCCACGCCCUGUCCCAGUAGAGAAUAUGGAUGUAUUACGGGCAACUUUGGCAGGAACAGUAAACGAUAUUCAGGAGAAUGUUAAAUCUAAAUCGGCUCAACAAUUAGCUGAGAUUAUCCGGCUAAUGCGCAAUGCAGGACAACAACAACUGACAACACUUUACCGAGAUGUACGGGCCGGUAGUGUGCAUCCUUCUAAGGAUUUGGCACGCAAAAUCUUCCUAGAUGCUCUGUUCAGAGCUGGUACAGAUAACUCAAUAGCGACCAUCAUUAAACUAUUGGAAACUGAACUGAAAGAUAAAGAGGAACGUUUGGCCUACAUGUCCUUCAAUCUUGUUGAAAAUGUUGAUGAAAAAUCAUUGGAAUCAAUAAAUGCACUUCUUGAUAAAAAUCCACCAAAAGAAGCCUACCUUAGUAUCGGUCAUCUUGUCAACAAAUAUUGCAAUGUACAUAAUUGCGAACAAAGCAAUCCGGUGAAUGCUAUUGCCAAUAAAUUCGCUGCAAAACUAGCCAAUUGUCAAGCACAAACCAAGAAGCAGGAAGAUAACAUCGUCAAUAUACUGAAAGGAAUAGGCAAUGCUGCAGUUCUAGCCGGCACUACUGUAAAUCGACUCGUCCAAUGCACCUCUGCCGAGAUUCCAGCAAGAGUUCGCGUAGCAGCCCUGCAAGCUCUCCAAUCGGCUAGCUGUAGUCAGCAAGCACAAUCGAUUGCCCUUAAUCUUCUGAAAAAUCGAAAUGAAGAUAGCGAAAUCCGUAUUGAAGCCUACCUAACUCUGGUUGCAUGUCCAAGUGCACAAUUGGCAUCUCAAAUCGCUGAAAUCGUUAAUUCCGAACCAGUUUACCAAGUGGGCGGUUUCAUUUCAUCGCACCUGAAAAGCAUUCGAGAUUCCAGCGAUCCAUACCGUGAAUCUGCUCGUCAUCAUUUCAGCAAUAUUCGUAUUACCAAACAGUUCCCCGUCGAUCCACGAAAGUACUCUUUCAACAGCGAGUUAUCAUACGCUUUGGAAUCACUAGGACUCGGAGCAAGCACAGAGUAUUCCCUGAUUUAUUCACAACGAGGAUUCCUGCCACGAUCGGCCCGCUUGAAUCUCACAGCUGAACUUUUUGGUCAUGAUUUCAACUUGUUGGAGGUGUCCCUUCGUCAAGAGAACUUGGAACAAAUGAUGGAGCAUUACUUUGGUCCGAAAGGUUUUUUCACAGAAAGAUCUCAUGAGGCGGCUGGUAAACAGAAGCGAUCACUAUCUCGGGAGAACUUGAACUCAAUGGCGCAAAAAUUCAAACAAUUCGGCAAAUCAGAUGAUGCAAACUUGAUACUGGACUAUUCUGUAAAAAUGUUCGGAAGUGAAAUGGUCUUCCUUAGUCUUGGCGAGCAUAUUCCCGAUGAUAGCGAUGCUCUUGCUAAGAAGAUUGCUGGAGCCUACAAUGAUCUGACCGACCAGGCUAAGAAUUUCAGACACGACUGCGGAUCUCAUUCACUCUUCCUAGAUUCUGAACUUGUUUAUCCAACCGGAAUGGGUUUCCCAUUGCAGAUGAUCGCCCAGGGCACAGGUGUAGGAAGAUUUAAGCUGGCUACUAAUUUGAACUUGAAAGAUAUGUCAAACUGGAAGAACGAACAGUAUCGCGUGAAAUUUGUACCAUCGGUGAACGUUGAUCUGAAUGCUCAGAUGAAAAUUGACGCUCAAGUCCUAAGUACAGGACUGAAGGUUCGAGGAUCCUUCCACACUUCAACAGGAUCUGAUGUUACAGUUAAAAUCACAGAUGGCAGGGAUUACAGCAUUGACAUUGACCUUCCUUUCAAGAAACAAGAAGUUUUCAACUUCAAUCAUGAAAUUGAAUUUAUUGUGGAAGAUCCAACCAAAGAAACUGUUCAUAUUCCAAUUGGCGGACGACGUGUUGAGGCACCAAAGGAACGUUGCUUUGAUCAGUUAGCUCUGUUUGGUUUAACCGUUUGCGGCAUGAUCUCCGGGCCAGUUACCGAUCCUGGAGCACCGGGAUUCCCAUUGAAUGGUCCAACUAGAGUGUCCCUCAGUGUUGAGACUGAAAAGAAAAUUCAUUUAAACCUGUUCAACCGUUUGGAAGAAGGAAAACAAGUAUGGGCCAUACUAUACGAUACUCCCGGUUCCCAAAAACCUCAUUCAACUGAAUUGAAAUUCGAGUUAGGAACAGCUCCCAAGUGGUAUGGUCGCCUAUCGUUCAAGCAUCCUGAGCAAUUCCUGGCUGUCGAAGCUGGACUAAAGAAUGAUGAUACCGAAUUGGCUCUCUAUGGACAAUACGAGCAUAAUCAUGAUGAAUCGAAAGCAAAGAUUGGAUUUAAAAAGAUCGGUUCUAACGAAUAUGAGCCGAUGAUUUUGAUUGCCGGCAAAGACAAAAUGUUAGACAACAUUGCAGGAUAUAGGGCGGCGGGAAAAAUCGUUGCACAAGAUUCACAAGAUGGUGGAAAACGUUAUGUAUUCCAGAAUAUUCAAAUUUUAGAUCCAACAAAUCAUGCCACAGUGUUGAAUGGAUGGAUUCAGUAUGGUUCAGCAAAGGGUGCUGGUGGUGCCGGUUUCGGUAUAGAUAUGAACGUUCGAACUCCUGAGAACAAAGAGUAUGUCCUGAAGUCUCAACUGUUAAUCCAAGCUGGACACUAUGUAGCCUCCGCAACUGUACUGAACCGAGCAAAUCCCCCUGCAAGUGGAUCCUUCAAAUGGGAACUUCUUCAUCCCGAUGGACUGGUCAAGAACAAUCUCGAAAUUGGAUAUGGUCCUGAUCUUAAAUAUGGCUAUAGCCUAUACAAUGAAGUUGCCUACGAAAGCGAUAAGUCUAAACCGCGUUUCGUGAAAUUCCAAAACAACCUGGAAUCCAAAAAACCCGAGGCAAAGAUCAAGUUGAACGGACAAUACUCACAAAAUAUUUUGGACUAUGAUUUCGCUGCAAAUUUCGGCAAAGGAAAGGUUGGAAGCACCUUGGUCCUGAGGCGCAACCAAAAACUUAUUGGAGAUUACGAUGCUGACUUAAAGAUCGAACUGAACAACAACAGGAUAAGCGUGAAGGCUAAGAGGGCUAUUGAAGAUGGCAAUUCGGUAAUCGAACAUUGGUUGAAAACCACGUGGGGAACAAGCGCAAGCUUAAAGGGUAAAUACUCGAACCGUUGGACACCAACCGAUGCACAUGUGGAUUUGGUGGGAAGUUUACAAUUGACGGACAAAGAAGAACCUCUGGGACUUGUCAUCACACUCAAUGCUACACCUAAAAACACACAAGGAAGCACGAAAGUAACACGCAGCGGUGCUGAUAUUCUUGCAUUCAAUGCAAAUUAUGUACGUGGUGAAAAUGCAAAUGGCAAAUUUGACAUAACAGUUAAGGAUAUGCUUGCUGGACAUGGUGAAGCCAAAUGGAAAAAUGGUGUCGGAGACGUAACCGUUCUUUUCAAUUUAAAGAAACUUGCAAGGAAAAUCAAGCUUGAAUCGAAAUAUCAAAUUGCUCGCCCCACCUACAACAUUGAUGCAACCAUCUACUACAAUUUCGAAAAGGAUAAUGCGAAAAAACUUACAUUUAACACUCAAAACCAAAUUCAACAGACUAGUAUUGACUCAAACAGCGCCUUAGACCUUAAUGGUCAAAAAUGCACGUUCGCCAUCAAAGGACAGUAUAAAGGUGACCUUCUGGAUGGAACUAUCGAUGGUAAUUUCAAUUUAGGAUUACCAAAUGGACGGCAAAUCAGUGGUGAUAUCAAUCGUAAAUCCUCGAAGAGAGACAGUACUGCAGAAGGAUACGCAAAUGCUAAACUCACAGAUCGUCUUCCGGACGGCAAGCAGCGAUCCCUGGCAAUGGAUGUGAAAUUUUCAGGCUUCAAUCCGAAAGCCCGUCUUGUCGAUCUCUAUCACAAAUUCACCUAUAUCAACACUGACGGUAAGGAUGGAGUAGUGGAGGUUUUAAUAAAACAUCUUCCAAAUAAUAACAACAAAAUGGUCGAAACAAGCUUCAGCGGAUCAGGAGCUCUAUUAGAACAUCCAGUAGAAUUCAAUCUCAAAAUUGAUGAAUACUCAAAGGAUCAUGCAGUGUACAGAAUGAGCGGCAAAUAUGGAAACCUUCUCAGUGGCAAUGUCAACGGCAACUAUAAAAUAGGAGGAAAAGGUAAGCCAACUACCUAUCAAAUCCAAAUGACGGUGGAUGCACCUAAAACUCAGUUCCAAUCAUACAAAAUGGAAUCCAGUGGUCACCUACUGCAACCUGAAGCAGAAGAUGGCAUCUACGAUGCAAAAAUCGAUCUCCAAGAGCAACUUGGAGACAGAAAGAUAAAAUUCGAAGGUUCCGCAAAGGGUAAUGCACAACAUGGAUCUUGGUCCGCAAACUACGAUAUGCCUAAAGUUGGCCCCGGAAAAUUUGAGGGUAACUUUGUCCGCGAUGAGAAGAACGACCAGGGCAAAUACCAAUUGAACAUGGUUUAUGAUUACGGUCAGUCACGUGUUAUCAGGUUGAAUUCCGAUGCAAGCUAUACUUCAGGUAAGACGGUCAACUUCCACUACAUAUUACAGACUCCCAAUGAAAAAGCCCGAAAAACCGAGGUUGUUUUUAAGGGUGAAAAGUCCGAUGCGCAUACCUACAAUGGUCACCUGCAAAUGACCCAUAACGAUAAAAGCUACGGACUCAAUACGGUGACUGUUCUCUCCGAUAUGGUUACUUCCGUUGAUGUUAACUUGGAACAUGAUGGAAAAACAUCGAAAUUCUAUGGUUCUGUCGAACAACUUGGUGACCGUAAAGGACGCGCUAAGCUCAAAAUUGACAAAUUGGGAGAAUUCGGUUUUGACGGAUCAGCCGAGAUUUCUGCUCAGUCCUUUGAAAAUUUCUAUCUUAAAGUUAAUCUGGACUCGAAGAAACUUAACUUAGACCAAGUCCAUAUUGAGGCCAACUCUAAACCAAAAUCGGGCGGAAAAGGAGUUGAAUUUAAGGCCACGGCUGCAGGAAAGAACAUUCUCAGCGGAAGUGCUGAGUAUAAUAUGAAACAUGAUAAGAACAAGGUCAUUGUAGAAGGUAAGGGUAACAUGCAAUUGUACGAGAAACCACGUCAGGUGAGCUUCAAGCUAAUUCAUCAAACCUAUGAUUUGGGACGUGAUUCAGAGUUGGGUUACUCAAUUGUUUUCAAUGGUCUCUUCGGAGCUAGAAACAUUGAGUCAGAGUUCAAGGUGACAAGCAAAAACUUUAUAAUGAAAAUAGUUUCAUGUGAGGAUAAGAAACAAUGCGCGAAUAUUGAGGUACGCUCGAUAACCUUGGCUGAGAAAGAUGACAGUGUCCAACAUAAGCUAAUGGUCCUUGUUGAUUUGCAAGAAUUAGGCUGGCCCCAUGAGUUCGAGCUACAGUCGAAGGUGUCUAGCGUGGGCUACAGAGUCGAGCAAGAACUUCGGGUUGUCGUCAAGGCUCCAAAGGGGGUACAGUAUCAAUUACAAACCUACAUUCGCCAGAAGGAAAGUGCAAUUAUUUUGAUAACACCACACCGCAAGAUUGCUCUUGAAAAUGUAUACCAAAUCCCCAGCGACGUUUUCGGCAAGUACGAAACCUCCUCCACUCUUUAUCUAAACAAGGAUCGUUCCCCUGAUGAAAAGAGCAAACUCAGCUUUACCGGUGAAUUAAGCCACGUAGCAAAGACUGCCAUUAACUUGAAUGGUAAACUCUGCUUUGAACAUCCAAGGGUCAAACCGAUGACUGUUGCCGGUUACAUAGAUUUGAAUAGCGAACAGAAGCUAGCCCAGGGAUCACUUGAAUUUGAUAUAUUCAAGAAGCCUAGCCAGAAAAUCAUUGCUUCUGUUAAGUACUCGAAUAUAGAAUUCUCUGCUCGGGGGGUAAACGUCAAGGUAGAGGCAACUGUUAAGAGUGCAGAUUCUAAAAUACUGUACAGUUUCCAAAGUGAAGCGGCUGCGUCUUUCGAGCAAUACAAACUAACUUCAAGCGCUUCAGUGACAACGCAUUUCAGUUCAACAAAAACUUCCGGAUUAUUCUCAGUCAGUCCUAAGUCCUUCGAGAUUACUAUCAUAGUUUUGAACGAGCCAUUGUUCACUGCACAUGGAACACUAUCAACCAAACAAUCGGAGCUAAAGGCUCAAUACAACACAUUUGGAGGCAAACCGGUCGUCCUGAUUGUCAAGAGCCAAGGACUAUCCAGUGUAAACUUGCAAGUGGAUUGGCGUGAAUUAUUUAAAGCGGAAUCUAAACUCGCUCUCGGUAAGGAAGCCGUCGUGGUUGUUCAGUGUGCCGGUCAGGACCUAUUUAAUGGACGUACAGCUCUCGAUCCAAGCCACUUCCUGUCCACUCAGUAUAAGGUGAAUGAGGAAGGUAUUAAGGAUUUAGUGAAACGUAUGGAGGAGCAAGCUAAGACCGAUGGACAACAGGUACGUGCGGCGAUCGAGCAGAAUUUCAAUAAGAUACGUGAACAAUACAAGAAGCAAGCUGAGGACGCAAAGGACAGCCUACCUGAUUUCUCAGCUUUACAAGAGACAUACGAGCGCAAUAUAAAGGAAAUCAUCGAUGAGAUAUCAUCAGAUACUUCGCUUCGUAAUAUUGUGGACUUCUACAAACGUAUUUUCGAAGCUGUAUCCAGUUCUCUCGCUACUAUCGUUAAAUCCCUUACUGAAUUCUACCGGAAAUUCGCCGAAACAGCUAAAGAAUUCUCUGAUAGUAUCUCGAAACUUUUCACAGAACGAAUUUUACCAAUUAUUCAAAAUCUAAUUGAAAACAUUUCAACAAUUCUACAUAAAUGGUAUAGCGAAGUAAUGAAGGCGGUCCUUGGAUUCCUUGAGACACUUGGCAAGGUCCUGAAAUCAUUCGAACCUGACUUCAAUCGUCUUGGAAAGAUAUUUGCUGAUUUCUCGAAGCAAGUUGCAACUGCCUACAAUAAACUUUAUGACGUGAUUCAAAAGGAGGUCGAGGAUCUUGUACAGUUGGUGAAGCAGUUCAUUGAAUCAUUGCCGAAAUUGGAGGAGAUCCAGUCUGCUAUUAAGAAGUAUAUUGGCAAUCUGGAUGGUUUGAAACAAUCAGCACACAUGGUAAACGAUGUCCUUCUCCACGCUGGAGACUUUGUUUUAACUCAAGAAUUCAAAGAUUUCACACAAAUGCUGCAUACAUAUCUGGCAAAGAAAAUCUCACAGGAGGAAGUUAACGAUUUCGAGUCCUUGAAGACCCUAUACGUGUCUUUAGUGAAAGCCAUUCGCUCAUUGCUUACUCAAUUCAAAACGAAAGAGGUCCCAACAGCCGGAUCAAUACCAAUUCCCUUCAGUUUGGACUUCUUCCGCCAAGUUCCAAUGUGGUCUACGUUGAAAUUCAGCCCCUUCAAUUACCUAAGGAACGAGCAAUGGUCAUCCCUGCGAGGCAUGCUCACCACACCACACUCAACUUCAACUAAAAUUCCGGCCGAACUUCAAGCUCAUAUUGCCGAUGGUGAGCACAUAUUCACCUUUGACGGUCGUCAUAUGACCUUCCCAGGAAGCUGCUCGUACGUUUUAGUUCAGGAUCUAGACAAUAAGUUUUCAGUAGUCGCCAAUUUGCAAGGAGGCAAAAUGAAAUCGAUAACGCUGACAGACAAAUCAAAUAUGCUAGAAUUGCUUCCCGACGCUCAGGUGAAGUUGAAUAACAAACCUGCUGAACUCCCAAUCCACAAUAAGGACACGCAUGCUUGGCGCAGAUAUUAUUCAGUUUUCGCACUAUCAGAAUAUGGUGUCGAAGUGAAAUGUUCACUGGACCUUCGAGUGUGCCACAUUCACGUGAGUGGGUACUACACAGGAAAGACUCGUGGUCUUCUCGGUAAUGGAAACAACGAGCCAUAUGAUGACUUCACAUUGCCAAAUGGAAAGAUAACAGACAACCCCUCAGACUGUGGAAACAACUAUGCCCUUUCUCCCAACUGUCCACCAGUUAACGUUCAUCAACAGCAUGGAAAGGGAGCUGAUGGUCUCUGCAAGGAACUCUUUGAUGAAGAUUCGAGCCUAAUGUUGGCAUAUCUAUUCUUGAAUCCUUCCAAUUACUUGGAAGCCUGCAAUCAUGCUGUUGAGAAGGCACAAGAUAAACAAGAUGCCGCCUGCAACAUCGCCCUCACAUAUGCUUCGGCAGCUCGUGACAGUCAUAUCCCGGUGGAUGUGCCGGACAAAUGCUUGAAAUGCAGUGCGCGGAAGCUCGGCGACAGCUUCGAAACGAAAACUCCACAGAAGAAAGCGGAUGUCAUCUUCGUGGUAGACACUGCCAUAGGAGGUCUAAUGAACGACUUGGUACAAAACGUAAUCACCGAUCUACGAACUACGUUGAAACAACGCGACAUGGCUGAUGCUCACAUAUCUCUGAUUGCAUACAAUGAAAAUAUGCGUUAUCCGCAGAUAUAUACAACCAACGGAAAACUAGAUUUCACCGGAAAGUGCGAAAGGGUUGAUCUAAGUGGAGCACCGCGGUAUGACGACCGAGUCAAGACAGGCAUUAGGAGGCUAACAAACACCUACCUGGAUCAAUGGGAGAAACUCGUCAGCCAAACCGUUGCACCGUCUGAUGCAAUGGCAUUCAACCUUGCCAUGGAAUAUCCUUUCAGGCCUGAUGCAAACCGUGCUGUAAUUGCAGUCCGAAAUGACCAACUCCAGUAUUCAAAUAUGCUUAAACUUGCUGGUGCAGCCUUUUCGAACGAAGUGGCCAAAUCCCGUGGAAUUGGACUUCAUCUCAUUGGACCAGUUAAGGACUUUGAAGUGACAGGCCGAUCUCAGCAACAAGGCAACAUAGUUGGCUUCGACAAGCGGACAGCCGUUGUACUAGGGGAUGCCAAGAAGCGUGUGAACUUUGGCUCACCUGAACUACGCAACCAGAUUCGUUACUCAUCUGAUAUGGGCACCGAUUUUGUUCAAGACAACGGUGGCUUUGUUUUCGUUAUGCAAAAUUACGAAGCCAUCAAAGAUAGACCAAAGGAGCGAAAACAAUAUACAAUGGCCGUUGCAGUUGCUUUGUCUGAUCAAUUAGCACGUACUGAAUUGACCAAUGAAUGCGAGUGUCGAUUAAGAAAUGGUCUUGUCGCUGAAGAACGAUGCAAGGCUAAGGAACAUAAUAUGUUACCGCCACAAGCAAAACGAGCAGGCGCUAGAGGUUAAUAGUUAAGUUCAAUCAAUUGAGAAGGAUAAUUUAAAUAAAGCCCUAAAAAGAAAAAUGGAAACAAAUUAAUUCCAUGACUUUACAGUUAUUUUCUGCGAAAAGGACAUUGAGAGAUAAGAAUCAAAUACAAUUUAAGAGAGAGAAGCUGAAACUAUUAAAGUAAAUUUUAGGAAACUUAUAAUUAUCCAUUUAAGCGUCAAAUAUUAUAUCCUGAUAAAUGUUAUUUAAAUUAAAAUGAAAAGGAAAUGAAAGCGUGUUCCUAACG